AUUUGUGAACAAAGAAUAGAAUAAAAUCCAUCUACUGUAAUUUACUUUAAUACUGUACAUUUAAAACUGGUGUAAAUGAGCAAAUGUGCCCUGCAACUAGCUGGCUGCCUACCUUGGAUUUGUUCCCCUUUUGCACCUGAUGAAUUGAGUUAAUUAGAAAAUGGAUAAAUAAAUGGCUGUUUCAGGUUUGCCAGACAUGACACAGCACCUGUCAAGAAACUUCGUUGCUGGAUUUCUGUUAAUCCUGCAAGUGACAUUUUCACUGGAAAACAAAUUUGAGCUUGCUGGAUCAGCCACCCCCAUAACUGGCAAACUGGGACAAGCUGUGGUUUUGCCGUGUCAACUCAAACCUAACAUUUCAGCAAAAGCCAUGGAAAUCACUUGGCUUACAGAUGAUGAUAAAACAACAGUGUUUCAGUACAAAGCAGGAUUAGUCCAGGGAGUGAGCGAGCAAUAUAAAGACAGGACCCUCCUGUUUUUGGACGAACUGCCAUCUGGAAAUGUUUCCUUGCUAAUAAUGGAUUUACGUGUCUCAGAUGACAAUAAGUAUAAGUGCUUUGUCUUUGAAAAGGAUUGGUUUAAUGACAUAGUAGUGCAAUUAGCAAUUUCAAAUCUGGGUGACAGGCCCCAGCUUAGUUUGGCCAACAAAGAUGAUGGUGUUACCUUAAAAUGUGAAUCCCUGGGAUGGUACCCAAAACCUGUGUUACAAUGGAGAUCUAUAGCAGGAAAAUCUCUAGCAGGACAUGUUGAAGCUUUGGAAAGUCCAAAUGGGCUUAUUACAAUGUCUAGUCAAAUUGUAAUACCUGAUGACAACAGUGGUGUUAUCUGUUCUAUUCAGGAUGGUCAGAGCAGGAAAAUCUAUAAAUCCCAGGUUUACAUCAAUGAACAUUUCUUUAAAUAUGUUGCGAGUUCAUGGAAGGCACUGGGAAUUAUGUUAAUAUUUUUUCUACUGGCUGCACUUCUCUUGGUUGCUGUAUUUAUGUUUUUCUUCAAAAAAAGCAAAGUAAAGAUAGAAUCUGAAAAGCAGCGUCUUGAAUCGGAGAAUGAUGAACUUCGGAAGGAGAUAAAGGCCACUGGUUAUAUUCUUAAAUCAGAAUGGGAAAGAAUGCGCAAAUCUUGUGCUCGUGUGACUCUGGACCCUGAAACUGCACACCCCCGCCUUGUCGUGUCUGCAGAUGGUCGUUGUGUACAAAAUCAACAUAAAGAUCAGAAUGUCCCUGACACUCCACUCAGGUUUGACACCUGGCACUUUGUCCUGGGGAGGGAGAGUUUCACCUCAGGACAGCACUACUGGGAGGUGGAUGUGAAGAAGAGGGCUGACUGGUAUUUGGGUGUCAUCAGUGAAUCUGCACAGAGGAAAGGACGAGUGAGUCUGAAACCUCAGUCAGGAUACUGGAUUGUGAGGUGGUAUAGUGAUGAGCUGACUGCACUGACUGACCCUGAGACCACACUGCGAUUGAGAGCGAUAUCUCAGAAGGUGGGGGUGUACCUGGAUUGUGAUGAGGGGCGCCUGUCAUUUUACAGUGUGGAGGACCGCUGGCACAUCUACACCUUCAAUGGAGGUGUCACUGGGAAACUGUACCCGCUGUUUGCACCUGGAUGUGAAGGAGAAGAGCUGGAGAUCCUGCAGCCUGGAGAUAAAACAAACAACUCUGAUAAGCACAAGGAGGUUGUCUAACAGAGAUUAUACCACAGAUAUUUUUUAUGGAUUUGUUUUUAAAUCUCUGCAGUUUUGUUUCAUGAAGAAUUAAUGUGGAUUGCCAUUAAGUGCAGUGCAUUGCAGCUACUAGACUUGUACUCUCAUGUGUUUGCUUUGUAUCAGUGUUUGACAAAACUAAGCCAAGAGACAGAAGUGCACUGCCCGGACACUUGAACAAGAUAAGGUCUGGUAAGGAGUGGGAUAACACAUAUAUCAUAGACUUUGAAAUGAAAAAGAAUAUUUUAGUCAUUUAACAUGUGCACGUGUGCUUACAUAAGACAACAAUUGGGCAAGACAAAGAGAUUUUAUUGUGUUUAAUUGUAUCAGUUCUUCUGUCUUUACUUCAUUUGACUGACAUUUAACCUGCAAGUAGAAAACUUUUGGAUAUCUGGAUCUGUUCUGCUCUCCAGAAAUGCUCUCCAUGUGCAGUUCAAUGAAAAAUGAUCAAGUUUUGGUUUAAGACAAUGGAAGAACUUUCAUCAGUCUCCUGAAAUGUGUGUGUUGUAAUUUGUUAUCAGUCAAAGUCAAUCAUUCAGAUUAAUUUUAGAAUUAUUUUAUUGUAUUCUGGCAUUAACCUCCUGAUAUUCCCAAGAUCUGUUUGACCAAUACAACUUUUUCUGCUUAAUUUUCACAAGAGGAUAAAACAACAAUAAAAUCUUUAAUGGAAAAGA
This is a messenger RNA of Erpetoichthys calabaricus (reedfish), 2370 nucleotides long. RefSeq names its product butyrophilin subfamily 1 member A1-like. Gene Ontology annotation, molecular function: protein binding. The record is from RefSeq and is a predicted model, not a curated record. The transcript has 10 exons. The coding region runs from base 173 to 1678 and encodes 501 amino acids. NCBI's taxonomy places the organism in Eukaryota, Metazoa, Chordata, Cladistia, Polypteriformes, Polypteridae.